UGCAGUCACAACUGCCCUCCAGAGGUCUCUGCAAUGAUCACUCACCUGUAUCCCACCAGCUUGAUACUUGAGUAACACAUGGGGAAACUGAGGUACACACUCCGUAUUCAGAGACAACAUUCAGAACAUUCCCACUUCAUCACACCCCUCUGAGACCAGCCCACGGGCACGUUCUCCAGUGGCUGGAACCACUCUGACAAUACCAGCCCCUGAGCCUGAGCCUCCAGGUGAUGGAGAGACCUGGGGAAAGGGCUGGAGUGGGGCAGGGAAAUGACUCUGCACAAAGGGCCCCUUUCAGGGACCAGCUGGGGAGUGUGGCCCUACAUGGGGAGGGGCUCCCUGUGUCUGGGAGUCCCAGAGCUGCUGCCCUCAGUGACACAGCCGGGUUCAACCCCCGUUACCAGUGUCAGUGGCUGAGCUGCCUAAGGAGAGCAAAGGCCCACGACAAUUGGGCAGUCACCCGUUCUCCCAGGGUGGGGGAAGAAGAUGAAAAGGGAGAGCGGAGAGACUUGAAAGGCAGCAGGAGCAAGAAGUGGGGAGGGAGGUUCCCAGCUCCCAGCCCUGCCCCAUUCCCUGCACCCCCGGGGCAGUCAGCUCUCCUGGGAACAAGGGGAGGAGCUGAGAGAGGAAAAGCCAGUUGCUCACUCUGCUGAGCACCGCAGGACUGAGGGAGACGGGGGAGAGCUAGAGGGGUUACAAUACACUGUGGGGCAGUGCCGUAAAGUGACUCCUUUGAUUCUGCUCUUUUUCCAGUGUUUUUCUCAGAGAUGCUGUUCUGGGAAGUUUUAGAAGGGACUUGGUGGGUUUAGUUCUAAUGUGGGGGUUGGGUCCUGGCCAGGAUAGGAAUGAACUAACUGGGUUUCUUCGCAGCAUGGCAGAGUCCUAGAAUCAGAGCGUCUGUCUGCAGGCGGAGAGCCUUGGGAGAAUUGGGGGGGGGGGGUGACAUGGACUCCAGCCCCUUAUGAAACCUGCCCAAUCUUCCUGCUCCUCUGACAGGCUGAGGAAUCACGUCCACGUUUCACUCCAGAUCGUCCCGUCUUCCAGGAGACAGGGCAGGGAAAUGGCUGUGAUGGAGCCAUUUCAGAUGCCAGUGACCUUCGAGGAUGUGGCUGUGUAUUUCACCCAGGGGCAGGGGGCUCUGCUGGACCCUGCUCAGAGAGCCCUCUACAGGGACAUCAUGCAGGAGAACUACGAGACGGUGACCUCGCUGGGAUUCCCCAUUCCCAAACCUGACCUGAUCACUCAGCUGGAACAAGGGAAAGAGCCGUGGGUACCCGAUCUCCAGGCCUAUGAGGGAAGAGAGAUCCCAAGAGGCGCCCACACAGCAGAUGAUGAGAGAGUGAGUGAGAAUAAGGAUGGGAAUCGACAGCAGGAAGUUUCUGGGCAUGGGGAACCACAGGGGACCUUUGUGGGAAGAGCUGAAGAGAAAUUUUCCCAGUGCUUGGAACAGGGAGAAGCCUGGGAAAAUUGGCAGAGGUCAAAGAGUCUGCUGGGAAAACCCUUAAGGGAGCAAAUGGAUGAAUUUGUUAUAUAUGGGGAAGGACACAGGAAUCCCACAGCCAGGGAGACAACCCCCAAGGGAGACAAAUGCUAUGAAUACCUCGGUUCUGUUACGCUUCAGGCAAUAAAUACUGGAGAGAAAACACUUCAAUGGUUGGACUGUGGGGAAACCUUCAACAAGUGCUCAGAUCUUGCUAACCAUGGGAGAAGCCACCUGGGCGACAGAUCCUCUCGGUACCUGGAGGGCAGGAAUUGUUUGAUUUGGAAGUCAGCGCUGAUUACACAUCAGAAAAUCCACACAGGGGAUAGACCACAUAAGUGCUUAGACUGUGGGAAAAGUUUCACCUGGAGAUCAGCCCUUGUUAGACAUCAGGCAAUCCACACCGGAGAGAGACCCCAUAAGUGCUUGGACUGUGGAAAAAGUUUCCUAUGGAGGUCAGUCCUCGUUAAUCAUCAGGCAGUCCACACAGGAGAGAGAACCCACAAGUGCUUAGACUGUGGAAAAAGUUUCACAUGGAGAUCAGUCCUUGUUAGACAUCUGGCAAUCCACACCGGAGAGAAACCCCAUAAGUGCUUAGACUGUGCGAAAAGUUUCAUACGGAGGUCAGCCCUUGUUAAACAUCAGGCAAUCCACACUGGAGAGAUACCUUAUAAGUGCUUGGACUGUGGGAAAAGUUUCAUACGGAGGUCAGCCCUUGUUAAACAUCUGGGAAUCCACACCGGAGAGAGAUCCCACAAGUGCUUAGACUGUGGAAAAAGUUUCCUGCAGAGAUCACGCCUUCUUAUACAUCAGAGAAUACACACUGGAGAGAGACCCCAUAAGUGCUUGGAUUGUGGGAAAAGUUUCAUACAGAGGUGGGACCUUAUUAGACAUCAGGCACUCCACACCGGAGAGAGACCCCAUAAGUGCUUGGACUGUGGGAAAAGUUUCAUACAGAGAUCACAUCUUCUUAUGCAUCAGAAAAUCCACACCGGAGAGGGACAUAAGUGCUUAGACUGUGGGAAAAGUUUCCCAUGGAGGUCAGCCCUCGUUAAUCAUCAGAGAAUCCACACAGGAGAGAGACCCCAUAAGUGCUUGCAUUGUGGGAAAAGUUUCAUACAGAGGUCCGACCUUGUUAAACAUCAGGCAAUCCACACGGGAGAGAGACCCCACAAUUGCUUAGACUGUGGGAAAAGUUUCAGAUGGAGGUCAGCGUUUGUUAAACAUCAAGCAGUCCAUAAAAGAGGGAGACCAUAAGACUCUGGGAAAGGUUUCAGAAACAGAUCGGGCAAUCCACACAGGAGAGUGACCCCAUAAGUGUUUGGACCAUCUGAAAAGUUUCACAGAAAGAUCAAAUCUUAUAACACUCAGAGGAUCCACACAGGCGAAAGAUCCCAUCAGAGCUCAGACUGGAAAAAGUCUCCUACAUAGGUCAGACUUUGUUAAAAAUCAGCUAAUCCACACAGACCUUGCUAAAAAUCAGGCAGUCCACACAGGAGGGAGCCCCCAGAAGUGCUUGGACUGUGGCAAAAGUUGUACACAGAGAUCACACCUCAUUAAACAUUGGAGAAUUCACACACGAUCUAAACUUCUGUGGCACCUGGUUCGAAAGAGUUAAGAACCUUGCAUGCUCAUUGACCAGCUCCAACCUUUUGAAACAUGUUAGAAAUGUGUGUAAAUGUAUUUGGGGCCAUUCCAAGAAACAGAGCCUAGAACUUUGAAAUGUAAACUGGUGUUGUUAAAAAAUUGGAAGAAGAUAGUAGUGCUCUUGAUUAAUUGCAGUUAAGUCACGUGAUUAACUCAAAAAAAUUCAUUGUGAUUAGAAAAAUUAAUCUCGAUGAAUCACAUUGUUAAACAAUAGAAUA
This is a messenger RNA of Trachemys scripta elegans, 3345 nucleotides long. RefSeq names its product zinc finger protein 250-like. Lineage: Eukaryota; Metazoa; Chordata; Testudines; Emydidae. The record is from RefSeq and is a predicted model, not a curated record. Gene Ontology annotation, molecular function: DNA-binding transcription factor activity, RNA polymerase II-specific; RNA polymerase II cis-regulatory region sequence-specific DNA binding. Gene Ontology annotation, biological process: regulation of DNA-templated transcription. The transcript has 4 exons. Bases 962 to 2737 code for a protein of 591 amino acids.